AUGGAAGCCCUGGAGAGGAUAAAGUUCGACAUCGUCGGCCUCAGCGAGACACACGCGAAAGAAGAGCGCCACUCAAAGUGGAAACACGGUGAGCUCAAAGGCAGCGAACUGCACAUAGGAGCAGCGGACGGCCUCAAAGGCGGCAUAGGCUUCAUCGUGAACGCCAAGCUUUCCUCGCGAAUCCACUCCGUCGACGUCAGUUCAUCACGCGUCGGAGUGUUGAAGAUCAAGCUCGGAAGACGGUAUCUACUGACGGUCAUCCAGUGCUACGCCCCGCAUAGCGGCUACGAAGACCUAGAAGUCGAGUCCUUCUACGCCGAAGUCGAAGAGCACCUGGCAGCCCAGCGAGGACCGGUAGUCGUCAUGGGAGACUUCAACGCAAGAAUCGGACAGAACGAACCAGACGAGCUGUACGUAGGACAACAAAGUGCAGAACAACGCAACGACGCAGGCACCCGCCUAGCCGCUUUUGCGGAGGCCCAGAAACUGUACGUCGCAAACACGCUGUUCGAAAAGCCCUGCCUGAAGCGAUGGACAUGGCAGUUGUCUGACCUGAAGACGAAAAGCGAGCUCGACUACGUCUUGUACGGCGACCGGAAAAGCAUCCAAAACCUGGAAGUGCUAAACCAGUUCAAUGCCCGAAGCGACCACCGUCUAGUCCGAGCAACAAUACGCGUAGACAUGAAGAAGCUUAGAAGAAAAGCGCUUCUCAGGAGGCCAUGCCGUCCGACGGAAUUAGAUGAGGCCAAGUUCCAGAAGCUGGUCGCAGAGGCAGACUGGAGCGGGCAAGGCGGAGGCAGAAUGAUGGAGCAGUACAAGCGGCUCCAAGCGACUCUGACGCAGUGCGCUACGGGUGCUGUUAUCAGGAAGGAGAGUACACGUCACACGUGGAAAACUCCUGAGACGGAAGACCUCCUGAAGCAGCUACAGCAGGCAAAGUCCCGAGGAGACUCUGAAGAAGCGAAGAGCCUAUCGAAGCUCUGCCGAACAAAAGUCGCCGAGGACUACGAGAGCUACAGAACUGCCGCCUGGUCAAAACGGCCGAAAAGCGCAAGAGCCUGA
Molecule: messenger RNA, 1062 nt
Organism: Aphelenchus avenae
Lineage: Eukaryota; Metazoa; Nematoda; Chromadorea; Rhabditida; Aphelenchidae
Source: the annotation of a GenBank genome assembly